Messenger RNA from Mugil cephalus (flathead mullet), 2561 nucleotides. RefSeq names its product mesenchyme homeobox 2a (gene meox2a). Bases 996 to 1943 code for a protein of 315 amino acids. Gene Ontology annotation, cellular component: nucleus. Gene Ontology annotation, biological process: positive regulation of transcription by RNA polymerase II. The record is from RefSeq and is a predicted model, not a curated record. The transcript has 5 exons. Gene Ontology annotation, molecular function: DNA-binding transcription factor activity, RNA polymerase II-specific; RNA polymerase II cis-regulatory region sequence-specific DNA binding. NCBI's taxonomy places the organism in Eukaryota, Metazoa, Chordata, Actinopteri, Mugiliformes, Mugilidae.
CCGGCUAACCUGCUAAUAGCCUUAAUUUGUAAGAUAAACAGUAGAAGAGUUUGACACUCACUCACCUAAUGUGCCUUUCCUCUGCCGUGCUGCCUCUGCUGCCUUUGGAGGCUUUGGAGGGACUGGGGGCGGCCUGCAGAGCCUGUGGAUCCCCAGAGUGUGGAGUUACUGUAAUCUAGUCGGAAGAAAUUUUCAUGUGGUGAGUCUCGUCGAGUCGCGGUGACUGAGUGGAAACCACUAAUGUGAGCAACAUGCAUCCACGCCUGCUUCCACAACAGUGACAAUAUUUUAAGGGGUCAAAGCUGACAAAGACGGGGUGUCAUGCUGAGUUAACCCCUGACACCUCUCGCCCUCUACCUCUCCACACCUCUCCCACUUCCCCUCACACGAGCUCUCUCUCCCCCCAGCCUUACAUAUCCACCAUUAAGGCUGUUUUCUCAAAGGUAAAAAAGAUGGCCACCAGAGGUCAGGUCCAAGUCCAAAAUAAAUUGCCUUCUUUCCUGAGGCUCAGCCAUUUUAAUAGUACAGAUUUAUUGUGCUGUGCUUUUUGGAGGGCGAUCAUAUGUACGUGGUCAGUAGCGCGUAUGCAGUCUGUGACCCAGCCUCCCUCUCACGUUACACCCUAUUUAUAACAUCCCCUCCACCGGCUCCCCUCGUUCUGCAGUUCCUAGGAACCUCCUUCUGCUCCCAGCCUCGAGCUCCAGUCCCCUGUUCCUCCUGACAUCUGAGAGGCUCUGCUGCAGCUUAUCCUGGGCUAACUGUUUAUCCUGUACAGCCUGGCAACUGGCCGCAUAUUCCGGAUUACCACUGGACACCCACUUCAAAACGAAUUUUACUUUCUGACUAUUCAAUCUUUCUAACUGAAGAGAAAAGUUUUGGGGUAGUUACAGGGAGAAGAGAAGCAUCUUGGAUAUGUGCUUGUGAUCAUUAAGUAACUUUACCCCUUUCGCUCGCCCUUCUCACCUUUCCUGGAGGGCCGCGUGUGUUUGCACACGAUGGAUCACACUUUGUUUGGCUGCCUGCGGAGCCCCCAUGCCCCAGCGCAGGCCCUGCAUCCUGCCUUCACCCAGUCUCCCCUCACUCUCCACGGACGCUCGGACCAUGUCUCCUACCCUGACCUGGCCUCUUCUUCGUCGUCCUCGUCCACCUCUUCACCGUCUCCCUGCAUCAUCUCCAGCUACCAGGGCGAUGACAGCCUGUUUCCAGGGCAGCAUCACCACCACCACCCCCACCGUGGCCACCUGCCCUCCCAGCAGCAUCACCACCCACCUCAGCACCAUGCAUCUUGGCAUAUUCCACAGAUGCCCUCACCUGGCAGUAGUACACGCCACAGUCUUUGCCACCCACACUCCCACUCGUCUCAUGACAAUGGGCCCACACCUCCAGACCUGGGCCACCCUGGUGGGCCCAGUAUGUGUGCCAGCACCCCAAGUCUGGGCAACGGCAGCACCCCCACAGGAGCCUCCUGUGUUCCUGCGGACUUUGGCAGACAGACUCUGUCACCUGCCGAAGCCGAGAAGAGAAACAGCAAAAGAAAAAGUGACAGUUCAGAGUCCCAGGACGGAAAUUACAAGUCAGACGUGAGCAGCAAGCCCAGGAAGGAGAGGACGGCAUUCACUAAGGAGCAAAUCCGAGAGCUGGAGGCCGAGUUCGCCCACCACAACUACCUAACCAGACUAAGGCGCUACGAGAUCGCCGUCAACCUCGACCUCACUGAAAGACAAGUUAAGGUUUGGUUCCAGAACAGGAGGAUGAAGUGGAAAAGAGUGAAAGGUGGCCAGCAGGGGGCGGCAGCUCGGGAGAAAGAACUGGUGAAUGUGAAAAAGGGGACACUGCUGCCGUCCGAGUUCUCUGGCAUUGCAGCGCUCCACCGUUCGACCGACUCCUUAGUCAAUGAGGACAGUCACGACAGCGACCAGAGCUCCGAGCACGCUCAGUUAUGAUGCACACACACCUGUCCCCACCCCCCCACAGUAUGGGCCUCAUCAUGAUGUAUGUUAAAGAAAUGAGGUUGCCACGCAAGCAAAAUGUAAAUCUCAAGCAUAUGAAGGAUGGUGAAUUAUUUCAAAGUGCCAUUGGUUAAAAAUAUCUUGAAAUUAGUAAAAGAAAAAGGAAAAAAAAACAAUUGCGAUGUCUUAAUGGUUCAAGUUUGUAGAUAUUAAAGCACAUUUUGGAAAUGAUAUUUAGAUAAACUGUUAACAUUCCAUGUUAUGUGCCUUGAAAGAAGCAGGCUAAGGAAUUGAUUUGCACUGUUGAACUUACAGUCUGCACCUCAAUCGGUUUCUACUGUACAAAAUGUAAAUUGCGAUGUAACUGAUCAAAUCGAGUGCCCGGAAAUCAAAUUUGCCUAGCUAAUAUAAAUGACUUGUAAAUAAUUCUCAAUAUUGUUGUACCAUACAAUAAACCUAUACCCAGACUCGCCAGCUCACUCAGUAAUCAACGCUGACAGCUGACAGUAUUGUGCCUGGGGAGGACAUUUUGCAAACAAAUCUGAAACCUGAAAUAAGUGUUUUAUUAACCUUUCAGGUAAAGUUGCAAACUGAAUAAAAGUUAACCAGUGA